This is a messenger RNA of Metarhizium acridum CQMa 102, 2973 nucleotides long. RefSeq lists its product as uncharacterized. The record is from RefSeq and is a predicted model, not a curated record. Gene Ontology annotation, molecular function: protein dimerization activity. Gene Ontology annotation, biological process: positive regulation of transcription by RNA polymerase II; SREBP signaling pathway. NCBI's taxonomy places the organism in Eukaryota, Fungi, Ascomycota, Sordariomycetes, Hypocreales, Clavicipitaceae.
AUGGCCGACGAGGGCGCCGCGAACCGCUUUGGGUUCGAGGACCCAAAUUUCGGUUUCAUUAACGAGUCCGGUGCGGCAACAGAAGCUUCGGCAAACUCGUCAUCCCUAGCCGAGGCCGAUCCCAGCGCCCAACAACAACAGCAGCAGCAGCAGCAACAACAGCAACAACAGCGACAGCAACUUUACCCCCCGUCUACAAGUACAUCAAACUGGGACUUUCAAGCCGCGCCAGCCUACGACAACAUCGAUAUAGGCGCAAGUACCGCACCAACAACCCAACCGGGCGUUAGUGCUCCUGCCUGGUCUUUUCCUGUCUUUGACCAAUCCCCGGAUGGGCCGUUCAACUUUGCCGGCUUCGCACCAUCAGAUGUCAAUUCGAACGUCGUGUUCGGAGCCCCGAACGCAGAGGCUCUGAACACUGCUAGACAGCCAGCUGCGGUGCCAAUGUCGCCAGCUCUCCAGCAGAAAUUACGAAACAUUGCAAUGCCUCCCCACCUUCAGUAUAACUCGCCCAAGAGUGCCUCAAGCCCAGAUUCCGCUAACAAUGACUCAAAAGGAGGCACCGCCUCAUCACCAGAGCAAGCCGAUGGAUUAAAAAGGGAUUCCAGGAAGCGAAAGGUGUCGUCGGACCCAGAAGAUGAAGACGACGUCGAUGAUGAUGACAAGCCGGUCAAGAAGACCGCUCACAAUAUGAUUGAGAAGCGGUACCGGACCAAUAUCAACGACAAGAUUGCCGCCCUACGAGACAGCGUUCCCAGCCUGCGGAUCAUGUGCAAGAGUGCUAGGGGCGAAGAUACCACAGAGGAUCGAGAGGAGUUGCAUGGGCUUACACCGGCUCAUAAGUUGAACAAAGCAACGGUCCUAAGCAAAGCCACUGAAUAUAUUCGCCAUCUUGAGAAGCGAAAUAAUCGUCUGCUGGAAGAAAAUGCUGCCAUGCAAGCCCGCAUUGCUGCUUUCGAGAAGCUCUUUAUGGCUGGCGCUAUGAACGGAUCUAUCAGCCCCAUGCAACAUCCACCCACUCCUAUGCAAUAUGCUCAAGACAAUCCUCAACAAUUCAGUAGCUCGCCCAUGGGCACUCCCCAGCCCAGUAACCCAGCGUCAUCUGGCAUGAUUCAGGUACCCGACGACAUGAAGAGAAUCAUAUCAGCCCAAAUGGCUGUCGGUCAGCCGUAUCCAGUGCCCCAACAAUCUUUCCGCGGCGGCAACCCUUCGAUGAUGCGCCAGCAACAAAUACAACAGCAACACCAGCAAGCCCAACAAGCCCAACAAAACGGCUUCUUCCAAGGCAAUCCUUAUUUUGGAAAGCUCAUGGUGGGCUCUCUCGCUGGUCUCAUGAUUAUCGAGGCCGUGCGAGAGUCGGAAGCUAGCACGGAAACGACAGAAGGACGUGGUCUCUUCGCCUUGCCACUUCACUUGCUUGGGUCUGUUGCAUCAAGUCUUGAUGUGCAGAUCAUGGGGUAUCAUGCUCUGUCGUCUUUGAAGACUCUGUUGCUUUUGGGCACAUGUCUUUGGAUUUUCGUGCCCUCCUUGUUUUCUUCUACCAAUUCAAGGUCCAGGAAGCCACAUCCCGCUGUGCUACGCAAAGCUCCAUCCUUGGCAUCCUCCAUUCAAAUCCGGCGACAGGCUUGGCUCACGUCAAUUCAAACCGUCUGGGUUCCUCGGCGCAACUUUUUCCUUGAAGCCGCAGCACUCAUUGUGAAGGCGAUGAAGCUUAGCUUACGUAACGUUUGCGGAACUCACGUUUUGCACAUGCUCACAGGGAUAACCCGGGAGCAAGAAAUCGCCAGAGUCAAGGCCUGGUCCAUUGCCCUGGACUCGCAGCUAGCAGGUGGAGAUAUGGACAUUUGCAAAAGCCGAUUGGUCUUGACUCUGCUUGCAUCUGGCACGUUGCCCGACACUCCCUUCCGGCUCAUGCUGAAGGCACUCCAUAUCCGUGUUCUCCUAUGGCGAGUGACCAGCAGCAGAAUUGUGCAGGCAGGAGUGAACAUUAUUGCUGCGGAACUGGCUAGGUCAAAGUGGAACGAAGCCCGGCAACUAAACCAGCUUCUUGCUCAGUUGCGCCGCGGGGACUCAAGUUCUGUGCCACAUGACGACGAACUUCCUGAGCAUCUUGUCGCCUUGGUCGAACAGGAUUGUGAUGAUGUUCUCAGCCCGCACGUCAUUCAGCGUGCCCACAACUUGGCCUUCAACAUGGAUACAACACACAAUGUCACGGAUCCCAUCGACAACAUGGAUAGUGUUGUCGAUGAUGUUGCUAUAAGUUCUCCCUUGGAUGCCGUGGCUGCGUGGUGGUCCACCCAGGUUUUGCACCGCGUCCUUGGUGAUGCGCUGGAUAGGGACGCACCAUCAACACCAGAUACGGCUGAAGGUGCCAUCGACAUAGCCAUCCGGAUUUCGCCGAUUGGCUCAUAUGCUCAGAUGCGCGCCAUAUUGGCCCGUGCCGUGCUUGUGAAACAGUCUCGUGGAGCUCACAUUGCAGCCGCGCUGCAGGCUCUCAAAUCAGACAGGCUCACAGUUCCAUUUUCCAAAUCGAACAUGAUCGUUGGCCAUCGAUUUGACGACUUUACAGUCGACUUUUCAAUUGCUUUGCGAUGUGCCAUGGCCAUUGCACAUCUUACGCGGGUGGCGAACACGCCCAAUGCCAAACUGGCCAAUGUGGACUCGCUCAACUCCAUUGUACGACCCGAAAACACGGCAUGCAUGUCCUUACUAGGAUUCACUUCGGUGAUGGAACUCAUGGAUUACUUGCUACUCCACAAGGACCGCGACCAGAGCAUCGAGCCUCUUUUGGAAAAGCUCGCGGCAACUCUGCGUCUAUGGGUCGGCGGGCAAUUUGCGAGCCAUUGUGGUAUUCAUGCUGAACUGCGGCAGCGGGUGGUGGAGAGAUGUCUCGCGGUUACUAAGAGCUUGGUUGGCAUGGAAAUAGAUACUGGCUACGGCAGCAUGAGUGAUGACGAGACCGUGCAGGAAUGA